GCGAGACCAUUGUAAAUGCAGCUCACAUCCAAUGCAGACGGUGGCGCAUAUCAUUAUCGAGCUCAGCAAGAUGAACGCAGACAAAUAAAGGAGGAACAGAAUCGCUCAGUGACAUUUUAUCAACACACCAUGUCUAAACUGCACGGUUUAAGGGGUUUUCUGACAGAGAGGUUAACUUUGGCUGCCCAGGAAAUUUUUACGGCGGUUGAAGACCUAUUUGCAGACUAUAAUGAUGAGAUUUGUCGCUCCAGACAUGAGAUAGAGCUGCUGAAGAGACGCCUGCAGGAGGCUGGAGUUCAGAUUCAUUCUGAAUCACAGCCCUGCUCCUCUGAGGCUUCAGCGCCAAAAUGCACCCAGACAUUUUCAGAAGAGCAGUGGAGAUCUAAAUAUGACGGGAAGGAUACAGAGAUGCAUAUAAAACUAAAGGUCUUUGCAAAGCAGGAAGAGAAUAGAGUGCAGAUGCCUGUGUGUAAUGAGUCUGCAUCUUUAUCAGCAUGUACGGACAUUGAAGAUGAUCAGAUGGUCAGCAAAGACAUUGCAACCUACAUGAUGGAAGAUUUUACCCUCAUUAAUCAUGCUGCUCAGAUUAAGAAUGAACCUGAGCCUAAUCCUGAAAUUGGUAGUGCCUAUCAGGCACAGCACAUCACAAGAUACAGCUGGGAUGAUACAGAGGACAGUGAUGCAUCCAGCAGCGGCAUCAAAAUAGAAGGUAGCCACAAUGGCUCCCCUGCUCAUGAGUCACAACUGCAUGAACUGCCCAACAGAAAUCAAGAGAUGUUGACACCGAGUAGGAUGGAGCUGUCACAAAUAAGAGCGAGGAUACCAGUCAAGAUGUCUGCCAGGCUACGGGUAAUAAUGGAUGGUAAAAUCCGCAAGCUUGUCUUGCCAAGUGGAAUCCCUCGAACUGUACCUGAACUGAAAUUGCGGAUACAGGAAACAUUCAUGCUUGACAGGGAUUUCUGCCUACACUACUUGGACUCUGAUUUUGAGGGUCAAUUUUUUACUUUGAUGGCCACAGAUGAAAUCAAAGACAAUGAUACAAUCAAAGUUGUUUUCAUAGAACCACAGCCUGUAAUGACAUUGACUCUUCAGGAGUGCUUCAGUUCCAUUGGCCAGGAAAGUUACCAUUACUCCACUAUGCCAAAUGAAGACACCAGCUCAUCGGGAUACCGAGACGCAGUCGGCUUAUUCUCACCUGAGAGUACUUCUAGUUCUUCCCUACGUUCCCAUCCUUGGCCAACUCAAUUUGAGAUACCUUCCUUUGCAUAUGACACAGAGCUCAUUCUUAAAGCUGGCAAUGAGGCAUACACAAAAGAUGGAAGCUUUCUCAUCAAUCCAAGUGUCAAAUCUGACAUUCUAGAAAAACUUGCUGAAAGCAUUUUUGAGUACACCGCAUACCCUUCCAGUGCUCAAAGGGAGCAGGUUGUCGAAGCCUUGAUUCAAAAGCACCCAUGCCUUAGGGAGCCUGGAUCCUUUAAUGGCUUAUAUGGAUGGAAUACCAGACUUAAGUACAAGAUGGGCAAUUACAGAGCUAAGAUCAGGUCCAUAGGUUGCCCCGAACUUGAUGCGAACAGCAUUAAGAGAAAAGCCAUAGAUGAGAGAACUCCAGCCAAGAACAUUAAAAAACCAAAGAAGGCAGAGGUAAAUUACCUACCACCACAUCCACUUGGUGAAACUGAUGAGACCCUGGAAAAGGAGCGUGUGGAGCUACUGUAUGAGGUUAAGAAGAGGGACAACAACCAAACUGUCUGUCAGAAAAUGCAAAAGACCUUCUCUUACCGCAGAAAAGAGAUUAUUCUACAAAGCCUUCCUGUGAUUGAUAUUAAAACACGAUGGCCUGCUUUGUUUCAGCCCUCACAGAUUGAAGAAGAAUUUCAAAGGAUUACUACAAUCCGACUGCAAUCAACAUUCAUGCAGAAAUUAGACUUCUACACCCCAAAGCUGCUCAAUAUGUUCAAAAAAAAGGGUGGUGCUGCAGGAGGGAAAAUCAGCAAGGCCAUGGAUUUGCUCUAUACGAGCAACACCAUUGAUAGAAGGCGGCAUGUUGUUAUCAGUAGCCUCAUCACAUACCUUGGCGAGAAAGUGGAAAACCUGAUAAUGGAGCACAAGGAUCUGUAUGAUGAUGACCUCACUUCCCUGAUCCUCAAGAUUUUUGUCAUCAGCAGAGUCACUGAUGACAACAGUCCCACAGUGGGGAUAGUCUUUGAAGGAUCAGAGGUGCUUACUGGUGUUUCCGAUGUACCCCAAGCAUGUGCUUUCCUAAUGGGACUCAUUUAUGCUUUAAACCUGAGCUACCCUAAAGAACUUAAAUAUACCUUUGAAGUUUUUCAGAAGGUCUUUUUGGAGCUGGAUGCAGGGAAUCUGUCUUCCAAGGUGCACACUUUAAAGAGCAAAUUACUUGCUUAAAAGGCAUUGGUUUUCUUGCAUACGUGCCUCCAUUCUAUUUUUACAAUUCAGAUUUUUCACAGACUUUAAAUGUGUACAAGUAGAAGGUAGUUCAUUUCAAUGUG
This is a messenger RNA of Myxocyprinus asiaticus (Chinese sucker), 2510 nucleotides long. RefSeq lists its product as uncharacterized. The record is from RefSeq and is a predicted model, not a curated record. The transcript has 7 exons. The coding region runs from base 16 to 2406 and encodes 796 amino acids. NCBI's taxonomy places the organism in Eukaryota, Metazoa, Chordata, Actinopteri, Cypriniformes, Catostomidae.